ACGAGUCGGUGUUUACAAUGGCGGCGUUCUGCUAAUUGAAAGAAAAUGUGUGAUUUAUAUACGUAGUUGCAAGGAACAGUCGUAGUUUUGCUGAAACAAGUCAGAAGAUACUUCUUUCACAAUGAACAAUAGAACCUCUUAUUUUUACGACCCAGACGUGGGCAACUUUCAUUAUGGUGCUGGUCACCCCAUGAAGCCUCACCGUUUGUCUCUGACUCACAGUCUGGUGUUGCACUAUGGACUGUACAAGAAGAUGAUGGUGUUCAAGCCAUACAAAGCGUCUCAGCACGACAUGUGUCGGUUCCACUCUGAAGACUACAUAGACUUCCUGCAGAAGGUCAGCCCCAACAACAUGCAGGGCUUCACCAAGAGCCUCAACACGUUCAAUGUGGGAGACGACUGCCCCGUGUUUCCAGGUCUUUUUGAGUUUUGCUCCAGAUACACAGGAGCCUCCUUACAGGGAGCCACACAGCUCAACCACAAGAUCUGUGACAUCGCCAUCAACUGGGCCGGAGGUUUGCAUCACGCCAAGAAGUUUGAGGCGUCUGGGUUCUGUUACGUCAAUGACAUCGUCAUCAGUAUUCUGGAGCUACUCAAGUACCACCCUAGGGUUCUGUACAUUGACAUAGACAUUCACCAUGGCGACGGCGUACAGGAGGCCUUUUACCUGACCGACCGCGUCAUGACUGUGUCCUUCCACAAAUACGGGAACUACUUUUUCCCGGGAACGGGUGACAUGUAUGAGGUGGGAGCAGAGAGCGGUCGGUACUACUGCCUCAACGUUCCUCUCAGAGACGGCAUCGACGACCAGAGCUACCGGCAGCUGUUCCAGCCGGUCAUCAAGCAGGUGGUGGAUUUCUACCAGCCGACCUGCAUGGUUCUACAGUGCGGCGCAGAUUCUCUGGGCUGCGACCGGCUGGGCUGCUUCAACCUCAGCAUACGAGGACAUGGCGAAUGUGUGGAGUUUGUAAAGAGCUUCAAGAUUCCUCUGUUGGUCCUGGGAGGAGGAGGCUACACCGUGAGGAACGUGGCUCGCUGCUGGACCUUUGAGACGUCUCUGCUACUGGAUGAGUCCAUCAGCGAUGAGCUGCCUUAUAGCGAGUACUUUGAGUACUUUGCUCCAGACUUCACGCUGCAUCCCGAUGUGAGCACCCGGAUAGAAAACCAGAACUCCAGACCGUACUUGGAGCAGAUCCGUCAGACAGUGUUCGAGAACCUGAAGAUGCUGAACCACGCGCCCAGCGUCCAGAUCCACGACGUUCCCUCCGACAUGCUGAGCUACGAGCGCACCGACGAGCCCGACCCCGACGAGAGGGGGGGCGAGGAGAACUACACCAGGCCGGAGGCAGCCAACGAGUUCUACGACGGCGACCACGACAACGACAAAGAGAGCGACGUGGAAAUUUGACACUCGGGGACGGAAGGAGCGGAGCUUCUUCCUUUUCCUCGCAGUGUCACGUCGUCGCUGCAGAGUGACCAGAAACGUCUCUGGAAGGACUGAAAAGACUCCCCGAGCUCCUCUCUUUUCACUCUUUAGGUUCUCUUUCUGAAAUCAGCUGCCCUUCACGCUGACAUCACGCUCGUUUCGACUCAUCGGAACAGUAACGGGAUGUUUGCACCUUGUACAUAACGUCAGUGAGCACACCUCCAUUACAGCAGUAUUCCCAUUUCUAUGCGGGUUUUUCAAAUAUUGUAACAGA
This is a messenger RNA of Anarrhichthys ocellatus (wolf-eel), 1700 nucleotides long. RefSeq names its product histone deacetylase 3 (gene hdac3). The record is from RefSeq and is a predicted model, not a curated record. Gene Ontology annotation, biological process: epigenetic regulation of gene expression. NCBI's taxonomy places the organism in Eukaryota, Metazoa, Chordata, Actinopteri, Perciformes, Anarhichadidae. The transcript has 15 exons. Gene Ontology annotation, molecular function: histone deacetylase activity. Bases 122 to 1408 code for a protein of 428 amino acids.